This is a messenger RNA of Pseudocercospora fijiensis CIRAD86, 789 nucleotides long. RefSeq lists its product as uncharacterized. The transcript has 3 exons. The record is from RefSeq and is a predicted model, not a curated record. Lineage: Eukaryota; Fungi; Ascomycota; Dothideomycetes; Mycosphaerellales; Mycosphaerellaceae. Bases 1 to 789 code for a protein of 262 amino acids.
AUGGUCAUGACGCGAGCGGUGAUGACAGCAACUUGUCUGCUGCCGCCUGGCUUAGUGAAUGUCGAAUGGCUUCUGGUGAAUCUCACCAUUACGGCCACCACAGCAUUUUUACCAAAGCAAACUAAUCUAUUGAAAAUCAGCAAACCGGCAGAAACAGUAGCAAACCUCAUCAUGGGCAACGCAGCCAGCAGAGACUACAGCAUCCGCGAUGCUGAGCAGCGUAAGCAACAGCAACUUCUGCAAGGCAGUGUACACAUCGUCGGGCGACUGCCUGCACAGCUGGUGGCUCAGCAUCAGCGGAAUGCGCUUGAGACUCAGCAGCAGCGAAUUCUUUUCGAGCAGCAAAGACAGGCCAUGCAAAACCAACUGCAAGCAAAUAUCUUCCAUCGCUUGGGCAGAAUUGAGGCUGGCGUAGAGAAUCUGAAUCGUUUGGCAGGUGGCGGUACAGUCGGAAGUAGCGGCGGCGGCAUCUCCAGCAAGAAGACGGCAAAGGUGCAAACCGGUGCGCAUGGAGACCCAACACAACUCACACAACAAAAUCUGAAGACUGCCGCGGAGCAAGCCGCUGCCGCUUCUGGAGCCAAGUCGAAAUCAAAAUCCAGUGCCAAGUCCGUGCCUGCGGAGGCUGUUCAGGCGCCGGAGGGCUUCAUUCCAGCAGGAGAUCGACAUAGACGUGCCUUUGCGCCCCCUACUCACGGCAGUCGAGUGCUGGGUAUGCAUCGCGGUCCUCCGUCACGAGCCACUCGAGCUAGAGCUAGAGCGGUGCGCACUCGACUUGGCUGGAACUAG